GUGGGGCACGAACGAAUGUAUGCCUUAACGUCGGCGAGUAAGGAAGGCCAGCAGAAGUAGCGGGAAAUGGUGUCGAAGUUUUUCUGGAAACCGAGAUGUCCGUGGUGCUCGGCCAAGAGCUGAGUACGGAGGCCUCGUGCGUCGGGGAUGCAAAGUCGGCGAGUGCCUUUGGUAUCGAUGUAGAGGAGAUUGUUGUGGMGGGAGUAGUCCGGAACUGGGUCAAGAUCGYGGAGUUUGUUGUAAAUGCGGGCUUGGCGCGGAGUGAUAUCUUUCUUGGAGAGGAUGGAGGAGACGAUGGUGUUGUCAGUGCGGAUGGUGAAGUAUUGCCCGUCGAGGUACGCGCGCCAGACUGUGAGGGCGUGAAUCACGGCGAGGAGUUCCUUCUCGUUGGAGGGGUAAUUCAUCUCCGCGGGAAGGAGCUUCUUGCUUGCGAAGGCGAUGGGGUAUUCGCCAGGUGGAGCCUCGGGGUGAGUGGGCGAGUCCUUGAUGGAGGCGGUCUCGACGGCGUCGCGGGGGAAAUGUUGGGACAGUACGGCUCCGAUGGCGAAGUCGGAGGCGUCAAUGGUGACAUAGAAAUGGCGAGUGGGGUCGGCGAUCUUGAGGACAGGGGCUGUGGUGAUGGUUUGCUUGACGGAGACAAUAUGGCCAAGGUAUUCGACGCUCGAAGCGGCACACGUACAUUUGCUGAGCUUGGCGUAGAGUUUUUGCUCGCGGAGGAUCGAGAGAACUUGGCGGAGGUGCUGAAGGUGGGACUCGAAGGUGGGGCUGAAGACAAGGAUGUCAUCAAGGUAGACGACGACACAGACUUCGAGGAGGUUGCGGAAGAUGUGGUUCAUGGUAGAUUGGAAGGUAGCGGGGGCAUUUGUGAGUCCGAAGGGCAUCACGAGAAACUUGUAGUGCCCGAACCGAGAGCGAAGUGCAAACAGCCCAACAUGACCUAUGAUACUUUUGAGUAGGGAUAAUGUGGCCUUUGAGGCACAAUCAAUGUCAUCUUUCACC
Molecule: messenger RNA, 999 nt
Organism: Chara braunii
Lineage: Eukaryota; Viridiplantae; Streptophyta; Charophyceae; Charales; Characeae
Source: the annotation of a GenBank genome assembly